AUGGCGGACGACGCUUCACACGACGGGGGUCACACCCUUGCAGACAGGGCCCUCAGAGCCUUCUCCAGCAGUAGAAAGAGAGGUUCCGGCACACAGCCGUGGGAGACGUUGGAGCUUGUCACGCGCGAUGACGAUGACGAUGACGAGUUUAGUGAGGACCAGGAGCCAGCGGGUCUGCAGUCAAAGUCAUCUGAGGGCGGAGGCGAAGGCGACGGCACCGGCACCGGCACCGGCACCGGCUUAGGUUCUGAGGGUGGAGACGACGCUGAUGAGGGCUCCGAGGAUGGGAGCGGAGAUAGCUCUGGUUCCGGCUCCGGCUCAUAUUUAGAUAGUGGUACUGAUGGCGACCGCUCAGAGUCCGCUCAGCCGCGGAAGAGGACGAAGAGGGCCUCCCGAUCCUGA
This is a messenger RNA of Camellia sinensis, 402 nucleotides long. Lineage: Eukaryota; Viridiplantae; Streptophyta; Magnoliopsida; Ericales; Theaceae. The record is from RefSeq and is a predicted model, not a curated record.